UGCGUUACGUGGGGAAAUCGAGUAAUUGUUCCGCACUGUUUGCGCAAACGAGUAUUGGCACUUUGUCAUGAAGGUCACCCCGGAGUUACGCGUAUGAAAAUGCUCGCGCGCAGCUAUGUCUGGUGGCCUCAGUUAAACCAAGACAUUGAAAGUGUUGUUAAAAGCUGCUGUACUUGCCAGUUGACGCAGAACGCUUCACCGAAGGCCCCACUACAAACUUGGGGUUGGCCGAGCCGAAGAUGGCAACGAAUACACCUGGAUUUCGCAUUCACAGAUAAUAAAUGGCUGUUUGUGCUGGUGGAUGCACACUCAAAGUGGGUUGAAGUGUUCGUCAUGAACUCAACAACGACCGAAAAGACGAUCGAGAAGCUGCACAGGGUGUUCGCAUCGUAUGGCCUUCCGGAGGAAGUCGUAACGGACAACGGGCCACAGUUCACUGCGAAGGACUUCACAGAGUUCCUGUGCAAGAACGGAGUGCGGCACACCAGGACACCGCCGUACCACCCUGCGUCCAAUAGAAGCGCCGAGAGGUGCGUCCAGACUGUGAAACGGGAUCUUAUGAGACAGAUUCUCGACGAAAAGUCAUCGGGCGUCAGCAAGACCCUACAGCACCGCAUAGACCUAUUUCUGUUCAGGUACCGGAACACGCCAACCACAACCACGGGACAGACACCAGCAGAACUGUUCCUGUCGUGAAUGCCCCGCACUCGCCUGACUAUGCUACAGCCAGACCUGGAGAGACGUAUGGAAGAACGUUUCUGCAAAGUGAAGGGCAAAGCCGACGAAAAAAGAGGGUCGUGGAGAGCUUACAAACAGGGUGAAAGCGUUCUGGUCCAAGGUCUUCGUCCAAGUGAGCCCAAGUGGUUGCUAGGAGUCAUCGAAAAAAGGUGCAGUGCCGUUACGUACAUUGUGCGUGUAGGACCCGACAACAGAUUCGUGCAUGUAGACAGUCUACGUUCACGUUAUUUCGAGAGUGACGAACAAGGCCCCAGUGAACUUCCCUGUUUCGUGCACAGUUCAAUUACAGACCCUAUGCCGGAAGCGUCUCCAACGAGGCCCCCCUUUCCUGUGCUGGAGCCUCCAAGCUCCGAGCCAGCCGAAGACUCUGCUCCCUCGGGACAACGGAAUGCCAGUCCACGCCAAGACCCCGCACCGGCGUCCCCUCUGCAAGAACCUGCAUCCCCUCUAUGUGCUCAGACUCUUCGACGCAGUACUCGCGCAAGGAAACCUCCCGACUGGUACAGGCCAUAACCAUUGUGGG
Molecule: messenger RNA, 1261 nt
Organism: Dermacentor silvarum
Lineage: Eukaryota; Metazoa; Arthropoda; Arachnida; Ixodida; Ixodidae
Exons: 1
Coding region: 94-696 (200 amino acids)
Biological process (GO): DNA integration
Molecular function (GO): nucleic acid binding
Source: RefSeq, a predicted model, not a curated record